CGUGACUUAUGCAUAUUUGACCUUGUUAUAUUGAUCAAAUUUCAUAUGUCUAAAGUUAUGGUUUUGAAAUAUUUUAAACAUUUAAAUGCAAAACAUUGAUGAAUGAGCAAGGACAGGUCAUGUCUUUUAAAUGCACAUAUUUUGCAAUCGUUGUCCUGCUGACCAUACAACAAGCAAAAUUACAAACGACAGAUAAAGAAUGGUUUGACCGUUUUCUAAGGACAGGAGAGGCAUGCAAAAGUAACACGUGUCAACUCGGUGAUUCAACAUGUGAAUGUUUCUUAACAAUAGAUCAUGCUUUAACAAUGAGGUAUAGAGGAGAAGGUCAACCGGCAGUCUUACUAAGACCAGAUAAAGGAAAAGCUGUAAGAGUUAAAAAUGGAGAGCCGUUUGAACGAUCGCUUGAAGAUACGUUCAUACUCGCAGAUGGAUACAAGUCACGAAUUGUUAUUGUCGUCAAUGGAAAAUUCCCAGGACCUACCAUAACAGCUAGAGAAGGCCAAGAAGUGAUAGUUCAUGUUCGAAAUCUGAUGCAUACAGAUAGCACGACAAUUCAUUGGCAUGGGCUGCAUCAAAAGAAGACCCCUUGGUCAGAUGGUGUUGCAUUUGUAACACAGUGUCCUAUUUUACCGGGCCAAAACUAUACAUAUAAAUUCAACGCGAAGCCGUUUGGAACUAGUUUUUAUCAUGCUCAUAUAGGGGACCAGAGGACGAUGGGAUUAUAUGGUCCCCUGGUAAUAAUACCAACACCGGGACAAAAAAUAUCGUCGCAACAAGAAAAAGACGAGUUUUUUGUAGCUAUUAUACAAGAUUGGAAUCAUGACGACGAUGAAGAUGCAUUGUACCAAAAAAUGAUUUGGGGUGUUUUCGACAGCUCAGGUAAAUAUGUUAAUGAAACUAAAGAUCCGUCUGGCGCACGAUAUAGUCGUUUUAAAUGUCAUUCCGGUCUGAUUAAUGGAAGAGGACGCUUUUAUCGUUCGUCAACAGAACACAACGAAGUUCCAUUGACACGCUUUGAAGUGGAGCAAAAUAAGGACUAUCGAUUUAGAGUAAUAAGUGCCGCCACCUUAUAUCCAUUUCGCGUUUUUGUUGAGAGACAUAGACCAAUUUAUAUUGUGGCUUCUGACGGAUUUGAAAUAGGUAAAACGGAGGUAGAAUCAUUUAUUAUUCACCCAGGUGAAAGAAUUGAUUUUUUGUUAAAUGCCGAUGAGCCUCCUGGUACAUAUUUACUGGUUGCCGAGACGUUAGAGGUAUAUUCAGAAAACGAAUACCAUGCAGCCGAAGCUAUAAUUCAUUAUCAAAAUGCAGAAAUUAAUCUUAACCCACCAAAGGCCGUCCGGCAUACAUGUGAUAGCUCUGGUACUACAUGUCGAGUUUUUAAUUGUCCGUUUACACAGUUUUCAAGCACACAACAAAUAAAGUGUGUCACUUUUAAUGACGUAAGUUCAAUAGAUCCAAAUUCAAACACGGAUGAGGUCAAGUCAGAUAAAGUUGUCGAACUGUUUUUCAAUUUUGCGUUUCCAGGGGAGAACGGCUACACCCCUGGAUCGGUAAACGGACACCAGUUUUUACCACCCACAGUAGCUGCAUAUGCGCAACCGGAACUGGUUGACUACGAUUGUAACGCAUGUAACGCAUCUACGAUAUGUGAGUGCACAUAUGCCGUAACCAUUGACAUCGAAAACAAAGAUCUAGUUUAUCAGUUUGUUAUGACAAAUAUAGGUGGAGGUGCCGGUUGGUCACAUCCAGUUCAUUUGCAUGGACAUUCGUUUUACGUCAUGAAAAUGGUGUUCGCUACUUAUGACAAUGACGGCCAACUUAUGCAAAAUGGUACCCAGGACAACAUCGACAUUAUUUGUCCUGAUAGUAAAAACUUUUGCUCUGACGCAAAAUGGAGAAAUGAAAAUUGGACAGAAGGAAGACAUCCCGAUUUAAACUGGAACAAUCCUCCUCAAAAAGACACGAUUAUUAUACCCUCUGGUGGAUAUGUUAUCAUACGAUUCAAGGCAGACAACCCUGGUGUUUGGUUCUUUCACUGCCAUAUUGACCUACAUAACACCAAUGGUAUGGGCAUGAUAAUUAGGGAGUCACCAAAUAAUCAACCACCGGUGCCGGACAAGUUCCCAAAGUGUGGUAGUUUUCUAAAUGAUGGUAAAAUUAGAGAGGACGAUGGUGGCGACGAUGACGGCGGUGCGUCAUGUUUUAGUGCGACGUCAACCGUGUUCACAGAAAGUAGAGGAUACAUAACAUUGAACAAUUUGACGAUAGGAGAAAAAGUAUUGUCUAUGAACAAAAAUAAUGAAUUACAUUUUAGCGAGGUGAUAAUGUUCCUUCACCGAGAUGUUCAUUCACAAUCAGUGUUCCUUAUUGUUGAAACAGAGAGCAGACACAAGCUAUACAUCAGCAAGAAACAUUUGAUUUAUAUCGCUGAUUCACCUUCAUAUAUAACUUUGAGACCAACCUUAGCAGAGUCAAUCAGAGUUGGUCAAUAUAUUUUGGGUAUUUCCUCAUCCAAAGAUGCAUCACUAAAGUUUUCAAAAGUAGUGAGGGUCGACCAUGUAACUAGGAAUGGUGUUUUUGCACCUUUAACAGAAGAUGGCAAAAUUAUUGUGGAUGGAGUUCUCGCUUCGUGUUAUGCAAAUAUCUACAGUGAUGAUUUAGCUCAUUUUGCAUUUUUACCAGCAAGAUCAUUUUAUUCGCUGAACAAGCAUCUUAUUUAUCCUAUGAUUGGUCUAAACUCAACAGGCUUUAUAUCAGAAGGUAUACAUUGGUAUGCUGAUGCCCUUUUGUAUUUGGGAAAAUUAUUGUAUGGCACACAAAAUCUUGUUUUGUCAAUUUGACGAUAAACAUUCGUCUGAAAAUAUUUCUGAAACUAUGAUACGUACUCAAUGAAACUUAUGAUAUCUCUUUACAUUUAAGUGAUUUUUUUUACAUAUUGUAUAGUAAUAACAUAUAUAUUAAUGUUACAUAUGUUUCUGCACCAUAUGCGCAUUUUGACAAAAAGUGUCUCUUCAGUGUUGCUCGAGAUCAAAUAUUUGAAAAUCAAACGCGUAUCAAAAAGAUGAAGAUCUAAAGUAUUAUCUUAAAAGGAACAAAAAGUAGAGCCAAAUCCGGCCAAGGAAACAGAGCCUUUUAGAACAGUCGUAAGAUUAUUUUUUUUGCUUUUAUUUGGUUUAAACAUUAACAAAUACUAUUAAAAGCUUCAAGAAAUGUAAAUCUAUAUUUAAAGUACUGAAUUAUUAGAAAUUUUAUUAUUUGCACAUUAUAUUUAAAAUAACGUUUCUCUCAACUGGUUAGAAUUUAAUGUUUACGAAUUUGCAUGAUCAACCUAUGACAGUACUACAUACAAUUCUUUAUUUUUAAUUUACAAAAUAUCCAUGUGGAGUGCGUUUCCCCACUUUCUGUUGUAGUUAGUCAACACAUAGUUCAUUGUUCAAUAUAAAACUGAAUAAGACACAAGUUUGAAAACUUUGUAACGUUUUUUUGCAAAUAUUGGCACUGAUUUCCUUUUUUAAAACUAAAAUAAUUUAUUACUGUUGCAUGUACCAAUAAGUACCGAUUGCUUUAAUUAAACA
Molecule: messenger RNA, 3575 nt
Organism: Mytilus trossulus (common blue mussel)
Lineage: Eukaryota; Metazoa; Mollusca; Bivalvia; Mytilida; Mytilidae
Exons: 3
Coding region: 99-2840 (913 amino acids)
Biological process (GO): multicellular organism development; intein-mediated protein splicing; protein autoprocessing
Molecular function (GO): oxidoreductase activity; copper ion binding
Source: RefSeq, a predicted model, not a curated record